GCGUGUCUACGUGACGUACAUAUGGUGAUACCGGAGGCUUCAGAACGAGGGUCUAGAGUCCUCAUGAUGUGUCUUUAUGACUUGGAACAAGAAGUGUUGUACUCAGUAAAGUGGUAUCGAGGUGAUAGAGAGUUCUGCCGAUAUUCUCCAAGAGACGUGCCCCCGUUAAAGAUUUUUCCUAUUAGGGGAAUCGAUGUAGACAGAGACGAGACGGACUCAAAGCGGCUUACCAUCACGAACGCCACAGAAGUAGCGAACGGGCGGUACACAUGUGAAGUGUCCGCCGACGCGCCGUCAUUUCAAACAGCUCAGGUCCAUGGACUUAUGUAUGUUGUAGAUCUGCCCACUUCAGACCCGACUUUAACAGGCAUCAAACGCCGAUACAAACCCGGCAUGAAGCUAAAGGCGGAGUGCAUCAGCCCAAACUCAAUGCCAGCUGCGAACCUCUCCUUCUUCAUCAACAAUGAGCCGGCAUCAUCACAGCAUGUCUGGCACAGAGUGGAUGGAGACAAAGCUGGUCUUAUGACUGCCUACAGCACGAUACAUUUCGUGGUCCAGAAGCACCACUUUGUUCGAGGAAAACUAAAGGUCCGGUGUACAGCAAUAAUAUACACAAUAUACAGGAAGAGCGAAGAGAAGUGUGCAGAAGAAGAGCGGGUACGAACGACGCCUGCUAGUCCACCCGAGAUCCAUGAAGCUGUAAUAUACUCUGUACAUCGUCGGCUACCAGAGACCAAAGAGCCGGAGCCGUCACGAGCCGCAUCAGCAGCUUUUCAAAGGAACGUCGCAAUCAUCUUUCUCUUUAUACCAUUCGUGAUUAGAUAAGCAUUUAAUCAACUUUAUAGCUAGCUACAAUAAAACACUUUGUGUUCUACUGAUUUGUUGAUACUGAAGAGUUUUUAUAUGAACGAAAUGAUUAAUCGUUUCACACUUGUGGUACGCACGCGGUUUUCUGACAAUACAAAAGUAUAUAGGAGCGGCUAUUAAUCUUGCUGCUGCUGCCUGUGUUAACGACUUUAAUCGCAUCUCUAAAGAAAUGAAAUGAACAAAAAAAAUCACCACGGCACUUGAUCCAUUGAGAGAAGUGUUACCAAAAAUUAGCACUACAAGAUGUAACUUGGUUCAUACAACAUGGUUAUGUUUACUACUGACUACCGCUUAACUGAGUUAGUUCCUGAGGUAGUUGCGCGGUGCGGGAGGAGUAACAGUUUACGUAACACUUAUGUCGAGCUGCACACGGGAUUAUUUCAACAAGUUGAUUGAAAAAAAGCUCCAAAUGCUUUUGAAUUAAUUUCUACUAUCAAUGAAAUAGAUUUUUUAUCUUCGUUUCAUAUAACAACAAUUGACUAAUUU
Hyposmocoma kahamanoa is the source of this 1353-nucleotide messenger RNA. RefSeq lists its product as uncharacterized. Bases 22 to 825 code for a protein of 267 amino acids. The transcript has 6 exons. The record is from RefSeq and is a predicted model, not a curated record. NCBI's taxonomy places the organism in Eukaryota, Metazoa, Arthropoda, Insecta, Lepidoptera, Cosmopterigidae.